CCUAUCAAAAGUGGAUCCGCAUGCAAUCCCACUUCGCAGAACCGUCUCCGUGAUCCCAUUCGAUUACCCGUUAGAAACCGGCAUCCACUUAAAGUGAAUUCCAUCCUGUUCCUGCGGACCAUCACACCGCACGCAUGACGUCCCAACGCAUUCCCAAUGCCUAUAAAACUUUUGGAGCCCAAAAGAGGCGAAGAAGGCGAGACCAAGUGAGAGAAAGAGGGUAACGUCGUCGUCUUCUCUGUCACUCUCUUAACGUCAUCGGUCUCAUCCUUCCUCUCUUCCUUCUCGUCCCAUUCCCAUGUCCGUCCGCAAAAAGCCCCUCCUCAAACCCUUCUUCGUCCUCCUCCUCUUCCUCUCCUUCCUCCUCUUCUUCCACCUCUACCUACAAUCAAAGAAAACCCCGAUCUCCUCCGCCAUCGUCCCCUCCUCCACCGCCGCGCUCAUCCGCAUCCGACCGGGCUUCCGCUCCUACGACGACUACAUCAAGCUGCAACUGAACAAGACCCUCAACCCCCGGCUCCGCCACUUGUGGGCGACCCGCGACUGGGACCGCAAGAUCCGCGUAUUCUCUCGGUUCUUCGCCGACCUGGCCGCCGAGGGCCUCCUCUCCAACGCCUCCGCGGCGCUCUGCGUCGGGGCCCGCCUAGGGCAGGAGGUGGCGGCGCUGCGAGGGCUGGGCGUGGGGGGCGCGCUGGGGAUGGACCUGGUGCCGGCACCGCCGCUGGUGGUGGCCGGCGACUUCCACGCGCAACCCUUCCCGGACGAGUCCUUCGACUUCGAGUUCUCCAACGUGUUCGACCACGCGCUGUACCCGGAGCGGUUCGCGGCGGAGGUGGAGCGAACGCUGCGGCCGGGUGGGGUGGCGGUGUUGCAUCUGGCGGUGCACCGCCGCGGCGACAAGUACUCCGCCAACGACCUCCUCGGGGGGGUCGAUGGCCUCGUCGCCCUCUUCAACCACUCCGAGGUGGUCCGCGUCCGCAAGGUCGACGGCUUCGGCCUCGACACCGAGGUGGUCCUCCGGAAGACGAACACGAAGAGUAACAAACCAACAACUAAAUCAAAAUAGAGGAUAAUUAUGGUUUGUCGCUUCGAGUGAAGGUUUUGUGGAUUAAAGCGGCUCAUCCAUUGCUUUGCCAUUUUGUUCUCGUGAUCUGUUUUCUUUCUUUUAGCUGCUAUAGUCCUGAAAGCACUUGAUUUUUAUCAUCUGUAUCCAAUGAUUCCUGAACCUUUUAUUCCCUGACCGACGUAAGUAAAGUUAUUGCGGAGAGAAGGUUUGCUUCCUCCCCAACACAUUGAAUGGGCGGUCACCCACAGAAAAGAUGACUCAUUAAACCUCGAUGAAUGAAAAGGAGGAUAAAUAGGAGUUUUAGAUAUCUUUCCUUUCAACAUUUGGAAAUAGUAUAUUUGUCACUUCAAAUAUUUGAAUCUUUUACUAUUCAUUCGAUAAAUUCAAGCCAACUGUCGUUAAUCACAAAAAAAAACUCAUUAAUCACAAUUACCAUUAUUUUGAAAAAUAUUAAAAUUUAACUAUAUAUAUUUCUAAUUUUUUCAUUAUGUUCCCAGCCAAUUGGAUUAACUGUAGUAACAUAUUUGUAAGUUUUUGAGUCUUGCAUGAAUGUAUAUACAAGAUACAAAUUUACAGGAAUGAGCAUAUAUAUAUAUAUAUAUAUAUAUAUAUAUAUAUAUAUAUAUAUAUAUAUAUUGGUGCCGUAUUCAAUUGUGUUGUGACUCGCAUCGUUUCUUAUGCAUUCCUUUUCAUUCCUAUUCUCAUAUUUCCUAUGUUCUGCUUGCGAUACCAAUGGUUUCUUGCAAUUAUUUGAAUCA
Musa acuminata AAA Group (dessert banana) is the source of this 1824-nucleotide messenger RNA. RefSeq lists its product as uncharacterized. Lineage: Eukaryota; Viridiplantae; Streptophyta; Magnoliopsida; Zingiberales; Musaceae. Gene Ontology annotation, molecular function: S-adenosylmethionine-dependent methyltransferase activity. Bases 299 to 1066 code for a protein of 255 amino acids. The transcript has 2 exons. The record is from RefSeq and is a predicted model, not a curated record.